Myripristis murdjan (pinecone soldierfish) is the source of this 1865-nucleotide messenger RNA. RefSeq names its product protein phosphatase methylesterase 1 (gene ppme1). Gene Ontology annotation, molecular function: protein methylesterase activity. Gene Ontology annotation, biological process: protein demethylation. The transcript has 14 exons. The coding region runs from base 229 to 1362 and encodes 377 amino acids. NCBI's taxonomy places the organism in Eukaryota, Metazoa, Chordata, Actinopteri, Holocentriformes, Holocentridae. The record is from RefSeq and is a predicted model, not a curated record.
AGAAGAAGGAGCAGCGGGGGGUGAGGUAUCUGCAACAGAAGAAGAAGACGAAGAAGAGGAGCGGUACCCAUUUAGCUACACAGGCUAGUUGGACAGACGUCAAGCUGAAUUUUACCCAGUACCUGGUUGAGCCUCGGUGCACGAAUCCAAGAAGAAUCAUAUGCUGCGAAAGAGGGGGGAGGUCGUGUUGAGCAGUUCUUGACAGAACACUAGGCCACUUUUAUCAGCAUGGAGAAACAGUUGCAUUUGAAUCUGUUAGCCUCCAGACCUCCGAUGGCAGGUGGUUUGCAGUCGGGCUCCAAAAUGAGAAUGGGACCUGGCAGGAAGAGAGAUUUCUCCCCGCUGCCCUGGAGUCAAUACUUUCAAACAAUGGAAGACGUUGAGGUGGAAAACGAAAACGGCAAAGACAUUUUCAGAAUCUACUGCAGUGGUUCCCAUGGCCCUGUGCUGCUCCUGCUUCAUGGAGGAGGCCACUCUGCUCUCUCCUGGGCUGUCUUCACUGCCGUGAUAUGCAGCAGGAUCAACUGCAGGGUCGUGGCUAUGGACCUGCGAGCUCACGGAGACACCAAAGUGAAAAAUCCUGAAGAUCUCUCUGCAGACACAAUGGCCAAGGAUAUUGGCAAAGUGGUGGAGGCACUCUAUGGAGAGAACCCUCCUCCGAUCAUGAUUAUUGGACACAGCAUGGGCGGAGCUAUCGCAGUUCACACAGCCGCUGCCAAUCAUAUACCUUCCCUACUCGGCCUUUGCGUCAUCGACGUUGUUGAGGGCACAGCGAUGGAUGCUUUGAACAGUAUGCAGAAUUUCCUCAGGAGUCGGCCAAAGACUUUUAAAUCUCUGGAGAAUGCCAUUGAGUGGAGUGUGAAGAGCGGCCAGAUCCGAAACAUUGAGUCAGCGCGGGUGUCAAUGGGAGGUCAGGUGAAAAAGUGGGAGGAACCCAUCAGCAGUCCAGGUGUCUCUAAUAGCAUUGGUGAAGGCAUAAUAGAAGAGGAAGAGGAGGAAGAACCAGAAGAAGAAUCCAACAAUAAAAGAAUGAAGGAAGAUGACCAAGAGAUAAAGAAGGAGAGUGUCUUUACCUGGCGAGUGGAGUUGUCGAAGACGGAAAAAUACUGGGAGGGCUGGUUCAGAGGCCUGUCUGCGCUCUUUCUCACCUGCCCUGUGCCAAAACUGCUGCUGCUUGCAGGAGUGGACAGGCUUGACAAAGACCUUACAAUUGGACAGAUGCAAGGGAAGUUCCAGAUGCAGGUCCUCCCUCAGUGCGGUCAUGCCGUCCACGAGGAUGCACCUGAAAAAGUAGCAGACGCUCUAGCAACAUUUAUGGUUCGGCACAAAUUCACUGAAUUCAAGGAGGGAUACCUGUGCUAAUUUCCAGUUUCCAGCCUAGAUAUAGCCAGCAGCCAUAGAGGAAAUGUGUCAAGAUUUAUGGACAUCAUCAUCUUACAAUUUAACAGCAAACUGGGGAAAAUAUAACAAGCGGCUUUUAUGUUAUUAUUAUUAUUAUUAUUAUUAUUAUUAUUAUGUUGCUUUUGUCAUUAUGUAGUUAUGCCUUCCAGCUUUGCCUUAUUUUUUUAUUAUCAUUAUUAUUAUUAUUAUUAUUAUUAUUGUUAUUAUUAUUAAAACACUGGGAUUUGGUUGUAGUUGCCCUUUCCUUUAUGUUUUUUUUUUUUUUUUUUUUUUUUUUUUUAAAUCUUUGAAAUGUAAUGUUGUCUUUAUUUUAUGUUUUAUUUUGGGUGAUUGCAUCAUGUUGUGAUAUGUGUUUAUAAUAUUUGGAUUCAAAGAAUGAUUAAAAAAUGGAUAGAGAAAAAUGUCAUCCAUGCUUUUGUUUGUUUGCCAUGUGUAUUAAAAAAGACACCAUGAUCAUUUUGAAA